Messenger RNA from Thunnus maccoyii (southern bluefin tuna), 619 nucleotides. It is a transcript of the gene mrps6, whose product is annotated as mitochondrial ribosomal protein S6. Gene Ontology annotation, cellular component: ribosome; mitochondrial small ribosomal subunit. NCBI's taxonomy places the organism in Eukaryota, Metazoa, Chordata, Actinopteri, Scombriformes, Scombridae. The coding region runs from base 161 to 493 and encodes 110 amino acids. Gene Ontology annotation, biological process: translation. Gene Ontology annotation, molecular function: small ribosomal subunit rRNA binding; structural constituent of ribosome. The transcript has 2 exons. The record is from RefSeq and is a predicted model, not a curated record.
AAGAUAUGACAUGCGCAUGUUUUAUACGUCAUAAGCAAAGACCUUUCCUGUUCCUCGUGUCAUAACAUGGUCGUCUUUGUACACAGUAAACUGGUAAUGACACCAGCCUAGUACAAGCUGAAUUAAGCGUGUGGAUUUCGCGGAUUUCUUCCCCGAAGCGAUGCCUCGUUACGAACUGGCCCUGAUCCUGAAGGCGAUGCAGCGGCCGGAGACAGCGGCUGCUCUCCGGCGGACGGUGGAGACCUUGAUGGAGCGGGGCGCAGUGGUGAGAAACCUGGAGAACCUCGGAGAGAGACUGCUGCCCUACCAGAUAACCAAACACAACCAGAGGCACAGCCGAGGGACUUACUUUUUGGUCGAUUUCUACGCAGCUCCUAACAUCCUCACAAGCUUCCUGGAUCACCUGCACCGUGAUGUGGACGUGGUGAGGCCCACCGUGCUGAAGAAGGACACUCAGGUGUCCGGUCAGAACGGCUGUGGACCCCAGCAGUGAUUGAAUGUGUUCACAGCUCAUAUCCAGAAGAUGUACAGUGUGAUGCUUCCCUCUUUGAACUUUUCCAUAGUUGUUGACCUGCAAUUUGAUGCUAUGUCACAAUAAACUACUUUUUUUUCUACCUUA